Molecule: messenger RNA, 2732 nt
Organism: Macaca mulatta (Rhesus monkey)
Lineage: Eukaryota; Metazoa; Chordata; Mammalia; Primates; Cercopithecidae
Gene: DYNLT5
Product: dynein light chain Tctex-type family member 5
Biological process (GO): microtubule-based movement
Cellular component (GO): cytoplasmic dynein complex; cytoplasm
Molecular function (GO): dynein intermediate chain binding
Source: RefSeq, a predicted model, not a curated record
UGAUUUAAGUAUCGACUUGAGCAUGUUACUCAACGAUUCUACAUUUCCUUAUCUUAAAAAAAGAUAGAGCAAUGUCCCCUAUGUCAUAGACGCUGAACAGAUUCAAUGAGAUAAUGUUUAUCCAUCACCCAGCAGUUCCUACCUAGUUCAUAGUAUAUUCAGUCAGCAGUCCCUUCCUGAUCUUAUCUUUCCGUGAGUAGGGAUUGGGAUAGGCAAAAGAACCUAUUGCUCUUCUUCCAACACUAUCCUAACACUGUGCUCCACCGGAAUCCCAAUGUAUUACUGUCAGUUAAUGCUAAUUGCUGCAGGACACUCAUCAAGAGCCAUGCCCUUGGCUAGGUGCUUGGAGGCAUCUUGUGUCUGUUUCCAAUGAUUGCCCACUACAGGAGGGUCCCUAUAGUGUUUAUUUUGUUUGCUUUUGGUUUGGGGAGGCCCGAUGGGCUUAGGCUGGGGAUAGUCUCUAAGGAAGAGGAAAGGCCCAUUCAUACCAGCAGGUAGGUCCUCAAUCCCAAACAGUCUCCAUUUCAAAGCUUCUUAGCCAUUAACAGGCUCGGAAGAGGCGUGUUAAGGAAAGUGAAAGAACCCAGUCCCGUUUGUAAUACAUUGGAGUUAAGAGCAUGAGUUUCAGGGGCCCUGGGCAUAUUAUUUAACAUUUUAGAAUCUCCCAAUCCUUUAAAGGGAGAACAUUCCUUUCUUGACAGAGUUAUUGGGACGACUAAAUCCCAAUGUUUGUCGGUAUCUGGGGUAUCUGGCCAAUGUAAUCGCUCAAUUACCUCCAUCACCCACCGCCUGUGCCUUGGAGGGGGAACGUGUAAAGCAGCAUUAGGGGUCGGGGAAAGGGCAGGGGCUACUUUACUUUGUCUUUGAGCCUCGGAUUUCCUGUCCUAGGAAACCGCAGCAUUUCCCACUCCUGCCCCCGACUUCAGCAGGGAAAGGAACUUGAUGAGGGGCCCUCGGGGUGCAAAUGCCUUUAGUCCCAAAUGUCCUCCUCGCUACAGAAUGAACCAGUUCCCCUCCAGCUUGCCUCCAACCCAGGACGCAGCGGGGCUCAGGCGACCCCCAGUGGGCAGUGAAGAUGAGAUCCUCUACAUCCUUAGGGCAGCUCAGAGGGCCACUCAGCGGCCAAGUCCGGCCGGGGCGGGCCGAGGGCGCUGUUUGAGGUCACCCUGGAGACCGGCCUCAGAGUCCAGUGGGAGUGCGCCGGCGGCCGCCGGCUGAGUGAGGCCCGGGAGACCGGAGCCGCGCCGCGCGCAGCGUCUGCAGUGAACGAGCCGGAGGUCUGGGAGGCUCCGGGCGAAGCCUCCCUGCUGCAGGUUAUGAUGAUGUCAGACAAUACUAAAGACAGAGCAGCUCGUUCAUCGAAGAAAAGAGGGAGUAUUUCUUCUCUAAGUAAUCAUGAAUUUUGGCGAAAGGAAAUUCAUGGGCGCACCAAAGAUUCUACGAGUACCGUGUCUUACAUGGAUGAACCUAGUCAGCGUGAUGAUGUCUCUCGCCUUACAGUUCAGAUGGAAAACACCUAUCAGUUGGGUCCUCCCAAACAUUUUCCUGCGAUCAUUGUCAAUCAUAUUUUGAAAGAUGUGUUAACCAGCUAUCUACAAGUAGAAGAAUAUGAACCAGAGCUCUGUAGACAGAUGACUAAAACCAUUUCUGAGGUUAUUAAAGCCCGGGUCAAGGACUUGAUGAUUCCACGAUAUAAACUAAUUGUCAUUGUUCACAUUGGACAACUGAACAGGCAGAGCAUACUUAUUGGAAGCAGAUGCCUCUGGGAUCCUAAAAAUGAUACCUUUUCAUCUUACGUUUUCAGAAAUUCUUCUCUUUUCGCUCUUGCAAAUGUCUAUGCAGUUUACCUUGAGUGACUGAAAAUAAGAAAUCUAGCUCUUACUUUUGAAAAUCCUGAGGCAGACUGUAUGUCUGUAUACAAAAGUUUUACUGCCAAAAACUUUGAGAAAGAAACAACACUGAUAUUUCAAGCAACUGGAAGCUUUUGAAUUUUUUCAUAUUCUAGUAAAGAUUGGGGGCGGGGAGGGUAGCACAGAAAGAAUCUUGUUUUUCUAAAGCAGGAACUUGGUCUUGGUUUUGCUGGAUUGUUUUCCAUAGACAUAGAUUCUUAUUAAAUAUUUGUUUUGGUACUAAUUAUUUUAAUUAUUCUUUAAUUAGAGAGUUACAAUUUCCUGCAUUGGUUUUUAAUAAAGAAAAGCUUUAGAAAAACUAUGGCUAUAUACCCUGGCCAAUAAAUGAUAGCAGAAUAUUCAACAUGGGUACACACAAAUGAUAAAUAAUAUGCCUCAGUGCUGCGUAUAAAAGAAUACUGGUUUUCAUUUUGUACUUAAUAAAUUGAGCAGCAUUCAUUAAGUGCAAUUAUUGUUACAUGUACCUGACAGUUGAAACUGCUGAGGUAGAAUUAAUGGCUUCAUAACAAUUAUCGUGGUCCCACGGGCUGCAAGCUAAAACUAGAAGCUCUUGUGGCUUGCCUGCACUUUACACAACUGUGGGAGAACUGAAUGUUGGCUCUUCAGUAAUGGAAACUAUAAAGUGAAUAAAGGCUUUUUGGGGCACUGAAGUAGACAUUGUGAUAUUAAAUAUACAUGAUGCUUAAUACUAAAUGUGUCUGUAACACAUAAAAUCAUUUAUUGGAAAGAGACAUCGUUUUUAAAUAUCCUGAGCUAACAAACUUUUUCACAAAAUAUAUAGCUGGCACCUUAACAAAUAAAGCAUGUGUAUUUACCAUUUUA